Messenger RNA from Pediculus humanus corporis (human body louse), 1743 nucleotides. RefSeq names its product CDC6, putative. Lineage: Eukaryota; Metazoa; Arthropoda; Insecta; Psocodea; Pediculidae. Bases 1 to 1743 code for a protein of 580 amino acids. Gene Ontology annotation, molecular function: ATP hydrolysis activity; DNA replication origin binding. Gene Ontology annotation, biological process: DNA replication initiation; mitotic DNA replication checkpoint signaling; cell division. Gene Ontology annotation, cellular component: nucleus. The transcript is spliced from 6 exons. The record is from RefSeq and is a predicted model, not a curated record.
AUGCCUUACGCGACAAGAUCGAGUGUGAUUGAUUUUCCUAAAAAAAAAUUAGUUAGACAAAGUGUUAAAAACACUUCUUCUAAAGAAUCUGACAUCACACCGAAAAAAAAUGAAUGCAUUAAAUUUUUAUCCGAGUCUGCUAGUUCAAGUGCCAGAAAAGCAUUACACAGCUGUGAUACAAUUAUUGGAAGGCAAAAAGAAAUAGACGAACUUAAAAAAUUUAUUUCGAAACAUUUAAACAGUCAAACUUCUGGAAGUAUUUAUAUAUCGGGAUUGCCCGGCACUGGAAAAACCGCUUGCGUAAAUUAUAUAAUAAAUGAACAACAGGCUACCAGUCAUUUUCAUUUAAUUAAAAUCAAUUGCACUGCAUUUAAUUGUUCAACGUCUGUAUUUAAAAGAAUUUGUGAAGAAUUAAAAUUAAAAUGCAAAAUUAAAAAUGAAAGGCAUGCAGUGGAUUGUAUCGAAAAGUUUCUUAUUAAAAAGCAUAAAAUGAUACUUUUAAUUUUAGAUGAAGUCGAUCAACUUGAAAGUAAAUCACAAUCAGUUUUGUACAGAAUAUUCGAAUGGCCAUCUUUGAAAAAUUCAAAGUUUGUAUUAAUUGGUAUAGCUAAUGCAAUGGAUUUUACUGACAGGCAUCUACCAAGGAUUUGUAACAAAAAUCAUCUUCAGCCAACAUUGUUGCAUUUCACACCAUAUACAAAAGAAGAAAUAGCAGACAUAUUAAAAACGAGGCUUUUGAAUGCAGGAGCUGAUAAAAUUUUUGCACCAGGUGCAUUAGAAUUGUUAUCCGCUAAGGUUGCGGGGACUUCAGGAGAUAUUAGGAGAGCAUUGGAUUUAGGAAAACGAGUUAUCGAAGUAGUCGAACAAAAUCAAAUCCCAGUUUCAGAACCUGUGACACAAAGCAAUUCCCAAAAUAAAAAUGACAAUAUCAAUUCAGAUGUAAAAAAGACUCCUUUAAAAUCUGCUAGUCAAAUAGAAGGAAUUUUUAAUAAAAUGAUAGACAAUGCCAAAACUCCACCUAGAAAAAGACUUAAUUUUCUACAAAAAUCACCCAAAAAAAGUCUGAAAAAUUUAUUAGAUAAUUUUGAAAAAGAAUGUGAUUCAAGAAAUUGCAAUGAAUCACCUGCAUCCAAAGAAAAAAGUUUAAAUGUGAAUUGUGAUAGAAUAUUAAGGAAAUCGCCUAGAAAAUUAAAAAUGAUAAGUAAUGAGACUGAAUAUGAUGAAAAUUUUGCAUCUCCUAAGAAAAGAGCAAAAAUUUUAAUUUCUGAAGAAACGGACGCAGACAAAAAGUCUAUAUUUAAUGAAAAUACUGUGUUGAGAAGGUCCCCCAGAAAAUUACAAUUUGACGUAAAUGCUAUGGAUGUGUUAAAUGUAGUUAAAGGAGUUUAUGGAUCUAAAAACUUUAAACACAAUGAAGAAUCUGCAUUUCCGUUACAUCAAAAAUUAUUAAUAUGUUCUUUAUUAUUGAUGAUUAAAAAGGGGAAAAAGCAAGAUUUGAAUAUAGGAAAGCUUCACCAAAUUUAUUCAAAAGUCUGUACUAGUAAAGGUUUGACUGCCGUCGAUAAGUCUGGUUUUAUUUUUCUUUGCAAACAAGUUGAAAUGACUGGAAUAAUACAAAUUGGAAAAGGUCAAGGAAUCCUUGCCAAGGUUUCACUACAAUGGGACGAAUCCGAAGUGACAAAUUCUCUUAAGGAUCAUAAUCUUUUAGCAUCGGUUUUAAAUGAUAAUUUAAAAUUAAUUUAA